This is a messenger RNA of Bradysia coprophila, 3737 nucleotides long. RefSeq names its product ubiquitin-associated protein-like lingerer (gene lig). Gene Ontology annotation, cellular component: cytoplasm; nucleus. NCBI's taxonomy places the organism in Eukaryota, Metazoa, Arthropoda, Insecta, Diptera, Sciaridae. Gene Ontology annotation, molecular function: protein binding. The record is from RefSeq and is a predicted model, not a curated record.
CAUCCCGAAGUUUGAAGUUUUCCGAAGUCUAUUCCACGAAGUGCGUUCUUUAGCGCAUUUGCACCUCGGUUAAGAAUUUUCGUCAACAUUUUACGUAGUUUAAUCUUAUCUUAAGUGCAUAUAAUUAAUAACAAUUACACGAAACUGUAGCCACAGCUACUUGUAAAUACAGUGUACAUAGCGAUGAGCUCACAAACUCGUACGACUGGCGGUAGCCGUCCGUCGAAGAAGACCAACAAUGUAUCUGGAUCCGCUAAAACAGUGACCAUUACCAAGAAAACAGAACAUCCAAAACCAGAAAAGGAUAAAGUUCAUGUUAAACCAACAGCAGAACAGAUUCGUAUCGCUCAAAUCACAGACAUCAACAGUGGUUCAGAGGAUCCGAAAAUGCGUGAGAAAGUUGCUAGUCUGAUGGAGACUACUCAUCGUUCCGAGGAAGAUGUUUGUUGUGCGUUGUAUGAGUGUGACAAUGAUUUGGAUCGUGCCGUCAUAUUUUUGUUUGAAACUCUUCCUGUUGGGGCGUUUGAGACGUCGUCCAAGAAGAAAAAGAAUCGAUUGACUAGUGGAAGUGGAGACGCUACUGGUGACGAAUGGGGCGACAAUGGAACAUCAGGACCGAAUAACAAUGAUGUUCGUGAACGGUCACGCAACCGCACUGGCAUGCGUGGGGGUCGUGGCGGUUCAGAUAGUCGUGGAUGGAGAGGCAGAGAGUCACGAGAAAAUGACCGAAAUGCAUCAGAUAAUAGGGGAGAACGUGUUGAAAGAUGGCAAGGAGGCAGUCGUGGAAGUGGACGAGGUGGUUUUCGCGGCGGUUUCGGAAGUCGUGGAGGUCGUGGCGGAAGAGGUGGUUCAAGGGGAACUAAUCGUGAUAAUAAUCGCAUAUUUAGACCCGAAGAGAAUCACGAGGUUGAAACUUGGAACAACAGUCUUGUUACUGCGACUGUUGAUCAAAAUAAAACCGAAGAUUGGGGCGGAGACUGGGACAACGACGAAUACACUGAGUCAUUGGCUGACAGCAAGGUAUUCACGCCGAGUGUCAAUCAAAACCAAACGGUAGAAUUAUCUGCUCCGCCUGGUCUUGAACAGCAACUACUCAAUCCGCCGUCCCAACUGACUGAUGAUUUGGUGCAGUAUAGUGCAACGGUUGUGUCAAGUACUGCUACAGCAGGUGCUGUGGCUGCAGUGAACAACAACCAGGUGCAAUAUCCCGAAAUUCACGGUUCGUCGGUAGCUCUGCGUCAGGCACUGGAUUUGCCGCAAAUAAAUGCAUCUUCACUAUCGGUCGAGCAAUCUCAGUAUUUCAAGUCGCUAUCUUCUCAAAAUUCCAACCAACAAGCAUCUAUGAAUGCCUAUCAGGUGCCACAGCCUGUGCAAUAUUCGACCAGUUACUCGAGCAACAAUAGCUACGUUGACCAAGUGGUUUCAUCCCAGCAAGCACCAACUCGAAAGCCUCGAGCAAGAGUGCCGCCUCCAUCUAAAAUACCGUCAACUGCCGUUGAAAUGCCUGGUGAUACUUUAAACAACAUCGGUUAUCUGGACGUUCAGUUCGGUCAACUUGAGUUCGGCAAUGAAGAAGCAUUUGACGCCAUUACGGAUAAAUUCAAUGCGACAAUCGACAGCUCGCAGAGCGUUACUGGUGAUGUUACGACUGACUACCAAACUAAAUCGUCCGUACAACAGCAGCAAAAUGUUUUGGCAUCGCAAAUGAUCCCAACUGCAGAUGUAUUGUCCGGCCAAAGUGAUGGAUUAUCCACGGCGUACAAUCAAAGGGGUGGUUCAGUCCAACAGUCUGUGUCUGUGGGUAGUAACAUCAGCAACAGUGCAGCUCUUGAACAAUUAGCCAAAGCUGAUCACUAUGGCAAUGCGGUCAGUUCAUCGGCAACAUCGGGCUAUCACAACCAGUCUGCUUACAAUAACAACGUGUCAAAUAGUAAGACAAGUGGAUAUCAGCCGGGCGCCAACCAGCAGGGUUACACUAAUUCCAACUACUCGCAACAAGUAACUACUGGCAAUAGUUACUCGACGGCCGCGUCGAACAGUUCGUAUAGUUCGUACAACCAGUCCGGUGUGAAUCCUUACCAGCAAAGUAACUCGAACAAUGUCAGCGGUGUGAACAGUUCGAGUGGUGUUUCAUCAAACAACUCUGUUCCAGUUGGAAGUGGCUCCAAUAAUUCCAAUUCAAAUUCGAAUUCGGGCUAUUUGUCCAGUCAGUAUCCGAGCAGUCAAACGUCGUCAACGUAUCCAUCGCAGCCGAGCAAUGCUUAUCAAAGCAGUCAGAGUGUGUAUGGUAACACUGGAUUAAGUAAUAAUACAGGGUAUGCAAAUAGUUCGAACGUUUCGUCAGCGGCGUCGCAAUACAGUAACUUCAGUAGUACAAAACUGAAAGAAACUACACCAGUUACUACCAUAUACGAGAGUGUCGUCAGUAGUGCACCGAGUGUUCUUGCGAACUCAGCAAUAACGACCAGUAGUAUGAGCUCACCGUCUCUGGGAUUGAACAAUACUAAGGUGACUAGCUCAGCAACUAAGAGCAGUGGAAUUGUUCCCAGUAAUGUUGCAAUGGUUAGUCAAUAUAUCCCAACCGGAAUGCCAUUCUAUCAGCAGCCUACUGUCUAUUCUUACGAGGAAAUUCAGAUGAUGCAACAAAGAAUGCCGCAUGUGCCUGGAUAUUAUGACAUGAAUUAUCAACCACCGACUAGUUUGGGUGCAGCUGGAGUGCGAGAUGGUAACAUUGGUUCAGUGGCCGCUUAUUCGACCAUUUCUGAUGCUCGAUUUACACGAACUGACAAUAAUUCAAGUCCUGUAAGCAAUGUUCCUAGUACGAUGUCACAACAGACUGGAUCCGGAGGGCCACUGUUAAAUCUUCCAUACGCAUAUUUCUACGGAGGGAAUAUGAUGGCUGGCGGUUUCCAGUAUGGCACACCAGCGAUAUAUCCACAACAAAUGCCUACAGCCAAUGCAUCGUCAGGCGGUCAAUUCCCUAAGCCCUCGUACAAUAGUGGCUACGGUUCAACUGCCUACGACACAUUAGGUCAAAAUACGCAAGACUAUUCGAAAGGUGCAUAUCCAGGAACCGGUGUGGGUCAACAGUCGAAAGGUCAAAAUGUGACAAAUCCACCGCCGUCUGGAACAGGAGCGGAUAUCUCUUCGUCCAUGUAUGGCAAAAGUCAUGUGGCACUGAAUAAAGUCAAUUCAUACGAUAAACAAUCUUAUUCGGCAACACCGCCACCGUUCAAUUUGACUGGAACACAAACAGCUGGAGCGAAUUCCCAAGGCUAUAAUGCCCAGCAUAUGUAUAUUCAGGCCAUGCCGCCUGCUGGCCAUCAUAUGCAUCAGCAAAUUCAGAUGGACGGCCGUGUGCAAAAUGCAUCAAGACGGGACUCGAACAGUACUGGUCAACGACAGCAAUCGAGCAGCCAAAGCAAAUCUGGAGCCAAGCCAGGCUAUUCACCGUCGUACUGGACUGCUCAAAAUUAAUUUGAUAAAUGGUUAGUUGAAUGAAUCCCCAAUUUCGAAAACAAAAACAAAAAAAUGCAGAAAUUCAUUGCAUUAUCGGGCGAGACUUUCUCAUCGUAGGUUUUGCUUGUAAUAAUUUUUAAAUGAAAAAAAAACCACAUCCACACACACAAACACAAUUUAUUUUGAAAUGAACAAGUUUUUUUUUGAUUUUAUCUACGUAAACAGCAAUUAAUCGAUUUAAAGGAAAAUAAAAUAAAUAAAAAAAAAUUAAAAUAUCA